Molecule: messenger RNA, 1197 nt
Organism: Ziziphus jujuba (common jujube)
Lineage: Eukaryota; Viridiplantae; Streptophyta; Magnoliopsida; Rosales; Rhamnaceae
Product: (+)-neomenthol dehydrogenase-like
Exons: 5
Coding region: 116-1024 (302 amino acids)
Cellular component (GO): membrane
Source: RefSeq, a predicted model, not a curated record
UAUAUAUAUAUAUACACAUAUAGUAGUUUUUCACAAAAAAAUAAAAAAUAAAAAAACAUAUAGUAGUUUCGUUUUGCUUUCAUUUUCACAUUCUCAGUGGUCAAUACCAUCCAUAAUGGCAGAAGCUAAAGCUAGCCGGAGGUGUGCAGUAGUAACAGGGGCAAACAAGGGGAUUGGAUUGGAAGCAGUGAAGCAGUUGGCCUCCAAUGGAAUCACUGUGGUCUUAACGGCUAGAGAUGAAAAUAAAGGUCUUGAAGCUGUUGAGAAGUUGAAAGAGUUUGAGCUCUCUGGUGAAGUGCUUUUUCAUCGACUUGAUGUGGCUGAUCCUGCUUCUAUUGCUUCUUUGGCCGAUUUUAUCAAAACACAGUUUGGGAAACUUGAUAUCUUGGUGAACAAUGCAGGAAUCGCGGGAUUAAUAGUGGAUUCUGAUGCUUUUGCCAGAGCUUCCGAGGAUGCUGGUGGCUUUCCAAUGGGACGCAAAUAUUGGGAUAAGAUAGCAGUUCAAACGAAUGAAUUGACAAAAAAAUGCCUGGAAAUAAACUAUUAUGGUGCAAGAAGAAUGAUCGAAGCUCUUCUUCCUUUGUUGCAAUUAUCUCAAUCGCCAAGCAUCGUUAAUGUUUCCUCCCUUCUGGGAUCGUUGGAGAAUAUACCCAAUGAAUGGGCAAAGGAUAUACUAAAUGAUGUAGAAAGACUGACAGAAGAGAGGGUAGACGAGGUAUUAAAUGAAUUUGUGAAAGAUUUCAAACAAGGCAAUUUAGAAGCAAAAGGAUGGCCAACACAUAACUCAGCCUACAUACUCUCAAAAGCUGCCAUGAAUGCCUACACAAGAAUUUUGGCCAAAAGGUUUCCAAAUUUCCAUGUCAAUAGCGUUUGCCCUGGAUUUGUCAAAACCGAUAUGACUUGCAAUACUGGCCUCUUGACUGUUUCACAAGGAGCUCACAUUAUUGUCACUACGGCACUCUUGCCUCUCAAUGACAAGUCAUCUGGCCUAUUCAUUUCUCAUCAAGGAGUCGUGAGCUUCUGAAUUAUAAUAUAAUAUAUACCCAUAUUUAUAUUUAUUGGUGAUUAGUUUUACAUUAUAUAUAUAUAUAUAUAUAUAUGGAACUACGAAGCAUUAAUCAAUUUGGAUUUCUUGUACUUUAAUAAAACUUCCUGAGGUUAUAUCCUUUCCAAAAAUUGAGUGCCACGUUCUGUUUG